Messenger RNA from Spea bombifrons (plains spadefoot toad), 1275 nucleotides. Its product is annotated as serine protease 27-like. Gene Ontology annotation, biological process: proteolysis. The transcript has 6 exons. Bases 1 to 1275 code for a protein of 424 amino acids. Lineage: Eukaryota; Metazoa; Chordata; Amphibia; Anura; Pelobatidae. Gene Ontology annotation, molecular function: serine-type endopeptidase activity. The record is from RefSeq and is a predicted model, not a curated record.
AUGCCGACUCGUCACACAGAGUUGGUGUCACCACAAUGUCCCGGGGGUUCCUGGGGGUAUCUCACGCCGCGAGCUGUGGGGGGCUCUCAAGGUUCAUUCAGCUCGAUGGAGCCCAAACCUCAACCAAUGACCAAAAACAGGCAUCUUGGAGAACAUGGCGGCCUGGGAAGCGGGGACUCUGGGGCUGCAGCUUCCGUAAGGUAUAUAAAUUUUACCCUUCUUUAUUUGAAUUCUCCAUCAUUUAUCAUUCUUUUGCCAUCUGCAGUGUGUGGGACCCCAACCAUGUCAGAGCGAAUAGUGGGAGGAGUGGAUGCUAAAAGAGGGGAGUGGCCUUGGCAGGUGAGCUUGCAGUCGAACGGCAAGCAUUUCUGCGGAGGAUCCCUUAUUACCAACUCCUGGGUGCUGCUGGCUGCUCACUGCUUCGAAUCGACUGACAACGUAUCCCUCUUCACCGCGUAUCUCGGGGCGUUCCAGCUCUCCAACCUCAGCGACCCUAAUGUAGUGUCCGUGGGGGUGAAACAGAUUAUAGUCCACCCUGACUUCAUGUACGAGGGAUCCAGCGGAGACAUUGCCCUGGUGCAGCUGGAGAGACCCGUCCAAUACACCAAGUCCAUCCUCCCCGUGUGCCUCCCGUCUCUGGCUGUCCCGCUUGAGGCUGGGACUCUAUGCUGGGCCACCGGCUGGGGGGACAUUCAUGCCGGAGUUGUUCUUCCGCCUCCGAAGAAACUUCAGAAAGUGGAGGUUGCCGUGAUUGACAGAAACACGUGUGAGUCCAUGUACCAGAGCAGCCUGGGCUACAAUCCCAUGUUCCACCUCAUCCAGGAGGACAUGAUCUGCGCCGGUUACAAGGAGGGCCAAAAGGACGCCUGUCAGGGAGACUCUGGUGGCCCCCUCGUAUGCAAAAUGAAUAACGCCUGGCUUCAGCUUGGAAUCAUUAGCUGGGGCGUGGGGUGCGCCAACCCCAAAAACCCCGGCGUCUACACCCGAGUCCAGUUCUACAACGCGUGGAUAAAGAAAUACGUGCCUUCGAUCAGCUUCAGCGACGGUGGAGUCAUCAGGCCACAAAAUAUUCUUCUCAACACAACAAAGGUGCACCUUCUUCCCGCCUCGGAGCUCAGCAGCAUCUCCUUCCACCAGGAGACCAGAAACUCCUCGUCCAACGCCACCGAACCGAGGGUGGAAAGCCUGUCUACCGAUGGAGCCCACUCCCCCACGCUAUCCACGCUUGGUAUGGCCCUGCUCAUUAUGUGCACGUGGUUAAGCUUCCACUGGUGA